This is a messenger RNA of Rhododendron vialii, 1728 nucleotides long. Its product is annotated as phospholipase A1-IIdelta. Bases 199 to 1443 code for a protein of 414 amino acids. The transcript has a single exon. NCBI's taxonomy places the organism in Eukaryota, Viridiplantae, Streptophyta, Magnoliopsida, Ericales, Ericaceae. The record is from RefSeq and is a predicted model, not a curated record. Gene Ontology annotation, molecular function: glycerophospholipid phospholipase A1 activity. Gene Ontology annotation, biological process: lipid metabolic process.
CUGUGCUCCGGGACUACUAAAUAAUUAUUCUUUAUUUAAGUCCCUAUUCCAAUUCCAAAAGAUUCCAGGCUUUCCAGCAUCAAACCUUAUCACUUCCCUUGCAUACAAAAUCCCCAUAUCUCCACACAAAACACAUCCCCACUUUAUUCCUCUAGUGAGCCUAAAAAUCCUAAACAAUUUCCCCCUCCAAUUAUCACUAUGGAACCAACAUGGCCUGAGCUUCUGGGCAGCAACAACUGGGACGGCCUUCUGGACCCCUUAAGCCUCCCCCUCCGCCGCCUCAUUCUCCUCUCCGGCGACCUCUGCCAGGCCACCUACGACGCCUUCAACAACGACCAGAACUCCCCCUACUGCGGCUGCAGCCGCUACGGCAAGUCCACCUUCUUCAAGAAGGUCAUGUUCGACUUCGCGGCCGCCAACUACGACGUCUCCGCCUUCCUCUACGCCACCGCCCUCGUGGGCGCCCACGAGGCCUUCCUCCUCCACUCCAUGUCCCGCGAGUCCUGGGACCGCGAGUCCAACUGGAUCGGCUACAUCGCCGUCACCAACGACAACGUCAGCCGGUCCACAGGACGCCGCGAGAUCUACGUGGCGUGGAGGGGGACCACCCGGGAUUACGAGUGGGUCAACGUGCUCGGCGCGAAGCUCGCUUCGACCGAGUCGUUGUUGAGCAGCCCAAAAACAAUAAAAGAGUUCGGCUUAAAACGAAGCAGUAGCGACAGCAGUAGCAGCAGCGACGACGACGACGACAAAGUGCCGAAAGUAAUGCAGGGGUGGCUCACCAUUUACACGGCUGAAGACCCGAAAUCGCCGUUCACAAAACUGAGCGCACGAACCCAACUCCAGAACAAGAUCAAACAGUUGAUAAAACAGUACGAAGGUGAGAAGCUAAGCAUAGUUUUGACCGGGCACAGCUUGGGCGCGAGCCUAUCGGUUCUAGCCGGGUUCGACCUCUGCGAGAACGGGAUAACGGAUAUCCCGAUCGCGGCGAUCGUUUUCGGCUGCCCGCAGGUGGGGAACCGAGCCUUCAACGAGCGAAUCAAGCGGUACCCGAACUUCAAGAUCCUGCACGUGCGGAACAAGAUCGACACGAUCCCGCACUACCCGAGCCACCUGCUCGGGUACGUGAACUCGGGCAUCGAGCUGGAGAUCGACACCCGGAAGUCGCCGUACCUGAAGGACUCGAAGCACCCGGGGGACUGGCACAACCUGCAGGCGAUGUUGCACGUGGUGAACGGGUGGAACGGGGAGGAGGGGGAGUUCGAGAUGAAGGUGAAGAGGAGCUUGAGUUUUGUGAACAAGUCUUGCGAGUUCUUGAAGGACGAGUGUCUGGUUCCGGGGUCGUGGUGGGUGGAGAAGAACAAGGGAAUGGUGAGGGAUGAAGAUGGGGAGUGGGUUACUGCCAAACCUGCGGAUGAGGACCUACCUGUCCCUGAGUAUUGACUGGUAUUUUAGAUUUUUUUUUGGUAGCUUGAUUGAUUUGUGCUUUUUUCAGGAAUAAUUAUUCAAUAGUUCGGGAGUACUUUCACGUUGUAUUUCGGAUCAUGUUACAAUUAUACAUUUUUGUAGUGUCCAUACACUUAGUAGUAGACCCCACAAAAAUGUGUGAUUGUAAAGUGGUCAAGAGUACCACACAGCGAUGGUCCGGACUAUUGUAUAAUUUCAGUUUUUUCAGUUAGUGGUGGUGCUUCAUUUAAAAAAAGAAGAAGAAGGUUAAUGGUGGUGCUU